Messenger RNA from Mucor velutinosus, 1731 nucleotides. RefSeq lists its product as uncharacterized. NCBI's taxonomy places the organism in Eukaryota, Fungi, Mucoromycota, Mucoromycetes, Mucorales, Mucoraceae. Gene Ontology annotation, cellular component: trans-Golgi network. The record is from RefSeq and is a predicted model, not a curated record. The transcript is spliced from 10 exons. Bases 1 to 1731 code for a protein of 576 amino acids. Gene Ontology annotation, molecular function: phosphatidylinositol binding; ubiquitin binding. Gene Ontology annotation, biological process: Golgi to endosome transport; Golgi to vacuole transport; protein transport to vacuole involved in ubiquitin-dependent protein catabolic process via the multivesicular body sorting pathway.
AUGCCAUACUCUUUACCCGGCUUAAUAGAGAGAGCAUGUAGCCCUUCUCGUUUCGACCCUAAUCUCGCUGUAAAUAUGGAAGUUUGCGAAACAAUCAACAAAAAGCAAGGCAGUGCCCCAAGAAUCGCUGCUCAGGCAAUUGUGCGACUUGUCAAUAGCAUCAAAGUGAAUCAAGCCAUGCUGGCCCUUACCUUGCUGGACAAUUGCGUCAAGAAUUGCGGAUAUCCCUUCCAUCUUCAAAUCGCAUCCAAAGAGUUUUUGAACAACCUCGUUCGCCGAUUUCCUGAACGCCCGCCUGCUCGAUAUGCGCCUAAUCCUGUUCAAUCAGCACCAGAAAAUCAAUGGAAUCACUUUGACUAUGUUCCGCCUCAGCAGUUCAUCGCCAAUCCUGUGAUUGAUCGUAUCCUGUACUUGAUCAAAGAGUGGAAGGUCGCUUUGACUGAAUUAUCGCGAUACAAGGAAGACAUGGGGCACAUCAAAGACAUGUACCGAUUACUGAAAUUCAAAGGCUAUCAGUUUCCAGAACUUCGAGAUUCUUCAAUUGCCGCUUUAGCUCCUACAGAGACGUUGAAGUCAGCUCAUGAAUUGGAGGAAGAGGAUCGUUUGGCCAAAUCAGCUAAACUGCAGGAACUGAUCCGUCGAGGAAGACCACAAGACCUUGUAGAAGCCAACAAAUUGAUGAAAAUCAUGACUGGAUAUGAUCAAAAACAUCAAACCAAUUUCAAGGAAAAGUUUGCAGAGGAGUUACACAAGAUUCAAAACAAAGCACGUCUAUUGUACGAAAUGUUGGACAACAUGAAGGAGGGCGAUAUCAUUGAAGAGGAAGGCACAAUGGAAGAGCUCAAGAAUGCCUGCGAAAGUGCUCUGCCAAAGAUCAAGAACAUGCUCAAGGACGAAGAGGACGAGAGCAAGAUUGAUGAGUUGAACGAGGUCAAAUCCAUCAUCAAGGGUGUCGUGCUCAAGUAUCAGGAUAUCAAGCACGGCCGAUAUGACACGGAAUACGACAUCAGUGGUAACUUCAAGAGCGAAACCAACAGUCUGUCAGAUAAGAGUGCACCGCCUCCAGCCAUUAGCUUAAUUGAUUUGGAUGACGCUUUUGAAAACACCUCAUCCUCCUCCUCCCCUUCGGCUGCUGCGUCCUCAUCAAAGAACGCCUUGGAUGAACUAGCAGACAUCUUUGGUGAAAAAACAACAGUAUCCUCUACCAGCACAAGCGCACCACAGCAGUCGAUGGAUCCAUUCGAUUUAUUAUCACAAUCUAUCCUGUCAAACACGCUUCCUCCCUCAAGUCCCAACUUAUCUCAUCUCAAUCAUACCACAUCAUCUUCGCCCACUCUCACUCAUACUACCACUACUACUACAGCAUCAAGCUCUCCUGUCUCUCAAAAAGCAAAGAUUCAGAAAUUCAUCAACUUGGUCAACAAGAACGGUCUCUCCAUUCAAUUAGAAGCCUACUCAGUAGGCGAGUUAUGGAAACUAAAGGCUUACUAUUCCAACAAGUCGACUGCGCCCAUGGACAAGAUGACAUUACUUUUGGCAGCGCCAAGAUCCAUGCAUCUUAAGAUGAGCCCAGCUUCCUCUGACUCUGUGCCUCCUAAAUCAGAGAAUUCAGUGUCUCAGAGUAUCACCAUUGAGAAUCCCAAAAAGGAACAUUUGCGUCUCAAAUACAAGGUUACUUAUGAACAAUUUGGUGUUGAAAUGGAGCAAAGUGGCGAUUACCACGACAAUUAG